CGCCCGUGUGAAAGUCUUUGUGCUUUUGCAGCCAGCGAGAGAAGAAGAAAACACGCACAGCUGGAUCCGAGGAGCAGAUCCCGUUAGCGGCUCCGCUGGCCGCGCAUCCCCGAGCAGACUUCCGUAAGCUGGUGGCGGAGCCGAGGAUGUCGCUGUGAUGAUGGAGGCUCCUGAAUACCUGGACCUGGACGAGAUCGACUUCUCUGACGACUCAGUGUACUCUGUGACGUCUCUGAAGAGCAUCCCCGAGUUGUCCAGGAGGAGCGAUGGGACGGCCGAGGAAAGGCCAGCUCCGGCCAUCAACUGGAGUCGCAGCCCCCCCUCCCACGGGGGAGGCGGUGGGGGGGGAAACAAACCCACGGGGCUGGCCGAGGCCCCCGGUAAGUUCCGUCCGGUGAAGCGCGUCUCCCCCCUCAAACACCAGCCGGAGACCAGCGACUGCGACCCGGACGCCAAGAGCCAGGAGCCGGCAGGGGGGGAGGAGGCCAGGGAGGAGGUGGGGGGCAAGGACGAUCCCUCCGCCGACAAACCCCCCCACGCCGCCUCCUCCUCCUCCUCGGGGCCGGGGGGGAAGCCCCCGGCUCUGUUCGGGGAGCUGGAGCACUACGACCUGGACAUGGACGAGAUCCUGGACGUCCCGUACAUCAAGUCCAGCCAGCAGAUGUCCACGCUGCCCCGCGUCCCCCACGACAAGCGCUCCGUGACGGGGAGCAACCUGGGGGGGGGGACCCUGGAGAGGAGAGGAGGAGGAGGAGGAGGGAUGAAGAUGCCCCAAGGCGAGCCUCUGAGCAGCAGCUCUCAGACUCAGUACUGCGUCCCGUCUCCGGUGAAGUGGUCCGACCUGAGGAAGUCCAAGUCCAUGGACCCGGACCUCCACCUCCUCCAUCGCUCCCCGGGUGCAGGAGGAGGCUUCAAGUCGGAGCUGCUCCCGUCGGGGCUCCUGGGCUCCUCCUCCAUCUCCUCUUUCUCUGACGCAGACAAGCUGCUGUCUGCUCGCGUCUACCCGGAAAGCCAGAGGCCGGGGGCGGAGCCUACGAGGCCGGGGGCGGAGCCUCAGGGAGUGAUGUUCCCCCCGCCGGGGAGCGGCGUGGGCAGGCAGGACGCCACCAUGCACUGGUCUUCUGGAGCGGGAGGAGGAGCAGGAGGGGGGCCGAGGGGGUUCGGAGGAGGAGCAGGAGGGGAGGUGGACGAGGAGACCAAGAAGAACCAGAACAUCAUCAACAUCGUCAGAGAGGGACAGAUCUCUCUGCUGCCUCACCUGGCGGCUGACAACCUGGAGCUGAUCCGAGACGAGGAGGGGAACAACCUGCUGCACCUCUCUGCCUGUCAGGGUCACGCUGAGUGUCUGCAGCACCUCACCUCCCUGAUGGGGGAGGACGGCCUCAACGAGCGCAACAACCAGCAGCUCACCCCCGCCGGCCUGGGGGUCAAGAACGGUCACCUGGAGUGUGUGAGGUGGAUGGUGAGCGAGACGGAGGCCAUCGCUGAGCUGAGCUGCACCAGAGAACAUCCCAGUCUGAUCCACUACGCCGGGCGCUAUGGACAGGAGAAGGUCCUGCUGUGGUUGCUUCAGUUCAUGCAGGAGCAGGCCAUCUCCCUGGACGAGGUCGACCAGAACGGAAACACCGCCGUCCACGUGGCGGCGCAGUGUGGACACCUCACCUGCCUGCAGACUCUGGUGGAGUACGGCUCCAACGUGACGGUGCAGAACCAGCAGGGGGAGCGGCCCUCCCAGAGUGCCGAGCGGCAGGGCCACUCCACGUGCGCCCGCUACCUGGUCGUCGUGGAGACCUGCAUGUCGUUGGCCUCGCAGGUGGUCAAGCUCACCAAGCAGCUUAACGAACAGGCGGCGGACAGGAUGACUCUGCAGAAACAGCUGCAGAGACUGAUGGACCCCAACAAGGGGGAGGGGACACCUUCCAGAUCGUCCAGCUCCCAUCAGCCCCCGGGGGAGGCGUGGCCUGAGAUGAUGUUGACGGCGGAGGGCACUCCGGGCGACGGGUGGUCGGUCCGUCAGGGGGGGGCGGGUCCAGACCCGGUGCUGCGGCCGCUGCUGGGGAAGGACCCGUCGGCGGGCGGCCCGGUCGCCCCCGGGGGGGCGGCGGGGGCCCGCAGGGCGGGGCUGGUGGAGCGGCGGGAGCUUAAGCUGGCGCGGCUCAAGCAGAUCAUGCAGCGCUCGCUGAGCGAGUCGGACUCGGACAGUUACCCGCCGGAGGAGGGCAAGAGCGCGCUGCGACCCGAUAGGCCGUCGCACCUGCCAAUCGCAGAGGAGGAGCCGGGCCUCAGCCAGCCGACCAAGAAGAACCUCCCCGUCUCCUCCUCCUCGUGUUCCACGGCCGAGAGGAAGCAGGCGUUUUCCCUCAGCGGGUCCAAGUCGGCAGACAGCGUCUGUCACAACCCCUCCCCCACCUCCAGCGACCCGGAGGCGGCCGACGGGAAGACGCCGGACGCCGCCUGCGACCACAACGGCCAGAAAGCCGCCACCAGCCCCAAGAGCGCCCUGAAGUCGCCCACGUCCCGCAGGAAGACGGCCCAGAACCUCAAGCUGAGGGUCACCUUUGACGAGCAGGUGCACAAGAGCUCCAAUCAGGAGGUGGAGCAGCCCAAGGUGCAUCAUGGGAAGGAGAGGACUCCAACGAGCACCGAGACCAAGCGUCCGUUCGGGGCGUUCCGCUCCAUCAUGGAGACGCUGAGCGGAAACACAAACCACAACAACAACAACAACAGUCAGCUGGGCCCCACCUGGCAGAACUCACCUGGCAGGAAGUCAGAGAGUAGAGGAGGGGGAGGAGCCAAGGUGAAGAGCAAAACCAGUAACGUUUAACCAAACCAGAGCCUGCUGGAGGACACGGGGGGAACUUCACAAACAAACAAAAUACAUCAAUACGCAAAAAGAACUUCAUUUAGAACCUUUCAAAUACAUCAAAUGGCUACACAAAUAAAAACCAGAUAAACAUCGAAAUAAAGUAAGAUUUGGGCAAAA
This is a messenger RNA of Pungitius pungitius (ninespine stickleback), 2983 nucleotides long. It is a transcript of the gene sncaip, whose product is annotated as synuclein, alpha interacting protein. Gene Ontology annotation, molecular function: ubiquitin protein ligase binding. The coding region runs from base 158 to 2824 and encodes 888 amino acids. The transcript has 12 exons. Lineage: Eukaryota; Metazoa; Chordata; Actinopteri; Perciformes; Gasterosteidae. The record is from RefSeq and is a predicted model, not a curated record.